This is a messenger RNA of Malassezia globosa CBS 7966, 783 nucleotides long. RefSeq lists its product as uncharacterized. The coding region runs from base 1 to 783 and encodes 260 amino acids. The transcript has a single exon. The record is from RefSeq and is a predicted model, not a curated record. Gene Ontology annotation, cellular component: intracellular anatomical structure. Gene Ontology annotation, molecular function: oxidoreductase activity, acting on NAD(P)H, oxygen as acceptor. Lineage: Eukaryota; Fungi; Basidiomycota; Malasseziomycetes; Malasseziales; Malasseziaceae.
AUGGUCUUUGAAAUCAAACUGAAUGGCACUGUAGUCACGACUGGUGGUAACCGUGGUAUUGGUCUCGCCAUUUCCAAGGCAUGUGCUCAGGCAGGUGCGAAUGUAGCCAUCCUCUACCACUCGAACCCCGACGCUGAGAAGACAGCCGAAGAGGUGGCGAAGGAGUACGGUGUGAAGGUGAAGGCUUACAAGUGUGACGUAAGUGACGCUGAGCUCGUGAAGAAGACAAUCCAGCAAGCUGAGUCUGAGCUUGGCCAGAUCACUGGCCUUGCUGCCAAUGCUGGCGUCUCGAUCGUCAAACCAGCCUUGGAGCUGACGCCUGAGGACUUCUACAAGGUGUUCAACGUGAAUGUGCUCGGUGUCUUCAAUGCAUGCAAGAGCGUUGCCCAGCACUGGGUUGAGACGGGCUUUGAGAAGGGCUCGAUCGUCGUCACGUCCAGUAUGAGCUCAGAAAUCUACAACCAAAAGGGCCCGAAUGAUCCGCUCACACAGGUGUUCUACAACGCCUCGAAGGGCGCUGCUACGAACAUGGUUAAGGGUCUUGCGGCUGAAUUCGCCAAGUACAAGAUUCGCGUGAAUGCUCUUGAGCCUGGCUUCUGCAACACAGAGCAGACUAGUGUGAUGGACAAGACGAUCCGAGACUACCAGGCUUCGAGCGUGCCAAUGGGCCGUUUCAGCGAGCCCCACGAGCAGGGUGCGCCGUGUGUGUUCUUGCUCAGUGAGUACGCAAGCUACAUGACUGGUGGCCACAUCCGUCCUGACGGUGGCUUCACUCUCUGGUAA